Exophiala bonariae is the source of this 450-nucleotide messenger RNA. RefSeq lists its product as uncharacterized. NCBI's taxonomy places the organism in Eukaryota, Fungi, Ascomycota, Eurotiomycetes, Chaetothyriales, Herpotrichiellaceae. The transcript has 3 exons. Gene Ontology annotation, molecular function: deaminase activity. Bases 1 to 450 code for a protein of 149 amino acids. Gene Ontology annotation, cellular component: cytosol; mitochondrion. The record is from RefSeq and is a predicted model, not a curated record.
AUGUUGUUUAAGUACGCCAUUGCAACACUCGUUGCCAUCGUCAGCUUCGUUGCCGGUGUUCCCGUUGAAAAACGACACAAGCUCAACGAGACCGUGACCUACCUCGGCUCACAGUCAAGAAUUUUGUCUGGGGGUGCUGCCGCAAAAGGUCUUGUCUACACGGCAGGAACAGUCCCAAAUGCCACAGUCAUUGGCCAAGGCAUAGCAAACGAAACUCGCUCGGUGAUAGGCCGCCUCGCGGUGAUUUUGGAAGAGGCAGGCACUUCAUGGGACUACGUGCUCAAGACAACUGUUUACCUGGCCAACAUGUCGGACUACUCUGCCAUGAAUGAGGUCUACGCAGAACUGCUACCCAACCCAAAGCCCGCCAGAACAGCUGUCGAGGUCGGCAAGUUGCCCGGUAACUUCUCCAUCGAAAUUGAGGCAAUUGCUGCUAUUCCCUGGUACUGA